Molecule: messenger RNA, 5877 nt
Organism: Epinephelus moara (kelp grouper)
Lineage: Eukaryota; Metazoa; Chordata; Actinopteri; Perciformes; Serranidae
Product: tumor necrosis factor alpha-induced protein 2-like
Exons: 15
Coding region: 400-3072 (890 amino acids)
Biological process (GO): exocytosis; exocyst localization
Cellular component (GO): exocyst
Molecular function (GO): SNARE binding
Source: RefSeq, a predicted model, not a curated record
GCGAGAGGAGAUGAGUAGAAACCAGUAGAGUCGCACAGAACCACAGGGAGGAGAACACAGAGGGACAGGAGAACCCAGGAGAACCCGGCAAACUGGACGUCUAACAGAGCAGAGGAGACAGGAACCUGCAGCAGAUCAGGAGAGUACAGAGCCGUAAACAGAGCUGAUCUGAGGACAGUAGAACCCUCUGUGAGAACACAGCAGAGAGAAGUGUAAAAUAAGACUGCAGCUGACAGUGGAGUACGAACAACCGGCCAGCAGCUCCUGACCUGGACUCACUGAAACACACACACACACUGCGGCAGAGAUGUCACACUCCUGAGGAACAGUCGUGGAUUAAUUUCUUUAUUCUACAAAAACAGAAGAAGAAGGUUCCUCCCUCCCCGCCCCAGCUCCAUCAUGCCCGUCCUCAAAAACCUCCCAGUGCGCCUGAAAGGCGGCGGUCCGACUCUAGACAACGCUUGGAUCCUGCGCAGGAUGAGCCUCAACAUCACACCCCACCAUCACAACCCCUUUGACAAUGACGAUGGCAUCCACGGCAACGGUGGCCACAGCGACCACUGGUCGCCCGGCAGCUCACUGCUCGACGGCGACGUGCCAAGGGAUCGUAACCCGUUCGAGGACGAGGAGGACGAGAACGAAGCCAAUGAGGGGAAAAAGGGAAGCGGAGUUGGAGGCGGAGGUUCGGUGAAGGGAUCCUUCAAAUUCAAGUCCCCGCUGAAGACUCUGGGGAAGCUGGGGAAGAACCUGAGAAUGUCAGGGAGGAGCAAAGGAAGUGAAACACCGUCGCCUCAGGGUUCGCUGCAAGGAACGCCUUCACCUGCAACGAAGAAGAAGAGAGGGAGGAGGAGCUCUGAAGGAAGUCUGUUGAGGUUUGCGGGGAAGUACCGCGACACCGUCGGCUCCCGUAAGGAGUCUCUCACCAACGGCGAGCUGAACUGUUCAGAGAGUGAGUGCGACUCAACCAGCCGGCGCCUGUCCUUCAUGAAGAUGGUUGGUCUGGGGAAGCUGAAGAGGGAGUCCAUGAACGACCACUCGUCCCAGGGACCUGAGGAGCAGCCAGUGAAGGAGGAGGUGGUGGAGGAGGUCAAACCCAGGGAGCCGCUGUCAGUCCUGGAGAUCCUGCAGCUGGUGAAAAAGCGGGACCUGCUGUUGGCCGACACACACAUCCUGGAGCUGGAGCAGGAGUGUAACGAGUCUUUGGCGGCCGAGCGUGCCGCCGGGCCACAGCCGGAGGACACCACCAGCCCCAGCGUCAAAGACGGCGGGCGGAGGAAGGCGAAGGACGUGGAGCUGCUGUACGAGGAGCUGCAGAAGGAGCUGUGGGCCGUUGUCAGGGAGUCUCUGAGGUCCCCGACGGCCGGGCCAAACCUGGGCCUGGUGGUGCAGGUGCUGCAGCAAGAGGAGCAGGUGGACAAAAACUGGGCCGUAAGUGAGGCUGCGGCCCUCGGGGGCCCGAGGCCCCGCCGUCUGAAGCAGAGGUGGAGGGAGGCGGUGGACGAGGCGGCUGACGGCUCUCUGCCUCAGAGGGCCGAGUUCACAGCUGGAGAGCUGGACAAGUACCUGGACCGGCUCCGAGCUCGGGUGGUGGAGGACCUGGGGGCCGCCAAGAGGAACGUGGUGUCCAUCUACCCUGAAGACUACCAGCCCUCCCAGGUGUACGUGCAGAGCUACCACCAGGCGGUUGCUAGGCGACUGGAGGCCAUCACUGACAACCAGCUGGAGAUCACUGACAUCUACUCCCUGCUGGACUGGCUGCACAACAUCUACAACAGAGACGUUCUGGGGACGGUGUGCAUCACGAGUCCAUUCAGCCGCGCUCAGCUGAGUCCUCUGCUGCCUGCGGAGACUGUGGACAGACUGGAGCUGGACUGUCUCAACUCUGUCAGGGCUAAAGUGACCACAGAGCUGAGUCAGGUCCUGGACGAGGAGGAGAAACGAUGGAUGGAGACGCUGCACAUCGAGGAGUAUCAGAUCACUCUGGCCAAGACCGUCAUACAGAGGCUGCAGGUCGAUCUGGAGCGUUCGGCCUCCAUCAACAGCAGUUUGGGCUCCAGAGUGGCUCAGUGCAGCCUCAACGGCCUGGCUGACUUCCUGUACAGUUUCCAGCGUAAAGCAGAGAUGUUUCAUGAAGGGAUGCAGUUCGGCAUGUUUGGAGACAACGAGGACGGAUAUGUGUCCAAAACCAUCGCUCUGGUCAACUGCUGCCCUCCAUUCAGAGGGUUUGUGCAGCGCUGUGCUCAGUGUGACCCGUCGGUCAGCGAGGACUCUCUGCGUCGAGCCAAUAAAGCUCUGGAUCACAUCGUCCAGCAGGGAAUCAGAGUCCUGUCUGAACGGCUCUACCUGCACAUCAGGCCGUUCUUCGAGCGCCUGGUGAAGAGGAAGUGGCUGAGCAACACGGAGGCGUACGAGCAGAUCGAAGCCAUCAUCAAAGAAGACUUUAAGAAGUAUCACAGGAUGGACAGUCCUCCCUACCAGCUGCUGGUGGCGGAGGUGCACCGGCGGGUGGUGAUGGAGUACCUGCGCUCAGUCAUGCGAGGCAGAAUCAUCUGCACCUCCAUGAAGAUGAGGAAGAGGAUGGCCAGCCGGCUCAGAGACGAAGGCAAACAGAUCAAAGUCCUCUUCAAAGACCUGGAGUCUCCAUCCAGCUGGUUGGACAACGCCCUGUCCCACAUCUCAGAGAUCAUCCAGCUGGAGGACGUCCCCUCCAUCCAGAUGGAGGUCGGCGUUCUGGUCCGAGAGUUUCCAGAUGUCAGGAAGAAGCACGUGUCGGCCAUUUUGAACAUACGGGGGAUGACUCGGCAGGCGGAGCGUCAGGAGAUCCUCAACAUCGUGAAAGACAUCGAGAGCAGUGACGCCGCCGGCGGUGGCAGUGGUGGUGGCGUCAGCUCGGCCCGGCUGACCCGAGACCGCGCCCUCUUCUCCGAGGUGCCCGUCACCUCUGAGGUCCACUGCCUGAACGUGGGCCUGAGCCGCAUCGCCCUCACCGCCUCGUCCUGCUUCAGCACGCUGCGACCACGACCGCGCAAGACCAGGACGCCCGUCCAGGAAAACCCUGACGAUGUCCUCUGAACCGCCGACCGACAGCACCGGAGUCAGACGGACCUGCUGUCUGCUGGCCUGGUUUUUAUCACCAAGUAUUAAUAGAAACUUUUUCUAUUUUCAACAGAGUCCUGAUUAUUUUCACCCGAGCUGUCGCUGACUGAAUGUUUCCAUCAGGCUGCUGCUUCACACGAAUCCACCAGAGACACUACAAAGAUUGUUUCUCUGCAGGAGACUCGGGAGACGUUUGUCCAGCAGAGACUUUGAGACUAAUAUCAGACCAACUUCUAAUCAUUUCGACUCUUUUGAUUUCAGUUUCAUGAAAAACUGUGUGAAGUGCAGCUUUGACACUUUUACUUUCUGAGCUCUGAGAGGAAAACUGUCCCACAGGAGGGAAAAGGAACAGACAGACGUCCCUGGUGGACGAGGAGUGAUGAUGCUGAGAGGACUGAACACAAAGCUGAGUGGGUGUAGACGGAGGAUGGGAGGAUUAUUAGCAAGAUAAUUAAACUCUCUUCCAGUGAAGAUAAGAAUCAGUUCUCUUUACUGAAACACAACAAAAUGAUUUUAAAUCAGAAAAAUUCAGACGCACUUUUUGUGUUGUUUUAACCUCGUCAGCAAAGAAAUGUUGGCACUGUACGUUUCUGCAAACCACGGAAACAUUACAUUUAUACAUUAUUAUGUGGUCGAUACUUUAAAACUUUACAUUUCAACAGCGCUGUGGUUCAUGUGUGGUUUGUUUCAGAAACUGAAAACACUUAUGGUCAGAAAAAGAUCAGGUGUUACCCACUUUUUGUGGCACGAACACACCAUGAAACGCAGCAACGUCUCAAUUACAAACAACCACUUUAUGUGGUACUAUGAAGAUAUGAAGUGCAGCGGUGGCUCCGUUAGAGACAACUUCUUUCUUUAGCGCUAUCCUGGCACAAAAUGCAAUGAUGUCUCAUUAGAAACAAUCACUUUUUUUGGCGCUAUUGCGGCAAGAAAUGCAGCAACGUCUUGGUUAAAAAACAACCGCUUUUUGUGCUGCUAUCCCGGCACGAAACACGACAAUGUCUCGGUAAGAAACAACUGCUUUUUUGUGGUGAUAUCCUGGCAGGAAACAGCAAUGACUCAUAGGAAACAACCACUUUUUGUGGUACUAUCCCGACAUGAAGCGCAGUGGUGGCUCCGUUAGAGACAACUUCUGUCCUUAGCGCUAUCUCGGAACAAAAUGUUGCAACGUCUUGAUUAGGAACAAUCACUUUUUGUGGCGCUAUCCCAACAGGAAACACAGGGACAUCUUGAUUAGGGACGACCGCUUUGUUUGGCGCUAUCCUGGCACAAAAUGCAGUGAUGUCUUGGUUAGGGUGAUAUUUUGCCACAAAACAGCAAUGUCUCAUUAGAAACGGACGCUUUUUGUUGCGCCAUCACGGCACGAAAUGCAGCGACGUCUUGGUUAGAAACAACUGCUUUUUGCGCUGCUAUCCUGCCAUGUAAUGCAGCUAUGAAACACCAUGAAACACAACAAUGUCUCGGUUAAAAAGAACCACUUUUGGAAACACAAUGAUGGGUUGCUAAAAAACAACCGGUCUUGAACAGUGGUCUGCAUCUUAGCGUCUCUCCUGGGAGUCACGCCAUCCAUCAUCCCCUCAAUCUCUCGAUGACAGAUUCAGCUCAUAAAGCGCGUCACUUUAGAAUCGUUGAUAAGAUGUGUAUGCGACACAUGCAAUGCAUUCGUGGUUUGCAGAAACGUACAAUGCCAACGUUACCUUCUGGCGACUGAGCUGCUUCUCAAACGUCUGGUGUGAUUUGGGACCUGCACCUGCAUCAGGACAAAGAGUUCCUGUAGGACUCGUGGACUUUGAGCUGGAAGAUGCCUCGUAGAGGAUCAAUAAAAGAAAAGCCGUCCUCUCUGCGUGCUGCUGUGGACUCUGGGACAGGAGCACAUUCAUUAACGGACAGAGAGCGGGACAGGAGGACUGAAGCAGAGUGAAAGACUGCAGCUGGGGGUCAGGUGACCUCAGGGUCUCACACUUUAAUCCAGGUCUGGAUGAAAUUCAGGAUUAUUUUGGGGGUUUCAGAGAAUCUCAUUUACGCUCUUAUAGGAAAGUUCAGUUUAUAAUCCGCGGACACAGAAACUGGAGAGUUUGUUUUAUUGUUGCACACGAUAAAAGAAAAAAAUCAAAGGUACUAACGAUGAUCUGAGUGAUUAUAGUCAGAGCUCUUUGGUGUGAUGAGGUUUAUUAAAUAUGUGGGAGAUAAAUAUUAGUUCUUUUGGUGAUACAAUAAUAUCGACUGUAGAACAUGUUGUUGCUGAUUUAAAGAGUUAAACCAACAGUGUAGACGUAGAGACUGAAGAGAGACGCCUCGCUCUGCUGACACAACGUUGACAUAUUUUAAUGGUUUAUUCUGCAUUUCCACAUUUAAUGCUUUUAUGUCUUUUAGCUCCAGAACUACAAACAUGAUGUUUAAUUUCCUGCUGAUUGUUUUCAAACCAUCUGAUUGUUAUUGAUUACUUCUCAUCUUUCCAUAAAAAUCAACUUUUGUUUCUGCAGAGUUUUCACGUGCUGAUGAGCGACGUCACCGGACGCUCUGUCGUUCAUAUGAAAAUGUCAUAUUUCAUAUUUAGACACUGCAGCAGGUGUGAAGGCAGAUUCAACCGCUCACUUCCUGUCAACACUUUCAAAAUAAGAACAUGUAGUCGCUCGCUCUGACCACCGGAGGGCAGCAAACACACGUCACCUCUGCUUUUAUUUUCCAUUUUUAAAUUCUGUCUCUUGCAAAUGUGGAUGUAUGAAAUGAAUCUGUCUGUACAGGAAUCAGCUUUUAAUGACAAUAAAACUCAUCAGAUCA